Mirounga angustirostris (Northern elephant seal) is the source of this 4081-nucleotide messenger RNA. RefSeq names its product tubulin alpha like 3 (gene TUBAL3). The transcript is spliced from 5 exons. Gene Ontology annotation, molecular function: GTP binding; structural constituent of cytoskeleton. Gene Ontology annotation, cellular component: cytoplasm; microtubule. Lineage: Eukaryota; Metazoa; Chordata; Mammalia; Carnivora; Phocidae. Bases 822 to 2018 code for a protein of 398 amino acids. The record is from RefSeq and is a predicted model, not a curated record. Gene Ontology annotation, biological process: microtubule cytoskeleton organization; mitotic cell cycle.
UUCUCGAAAACAAGAAUGCUGGCGUCCCGCAAGACAGUUCACGUGAACGCUCGCUUUCAGGCUAAAAGUUUCGUGCCUGUUACAAGUCGUCCGGCUCCAGCGACGAAGGCUCUUCCCGGCGCCCGCAGGCUACAGGCCAGUUCCAGGCUCCCGGUUCGCAUUUAGGACCCGCUCCCGCGGCAGCCGUGGCCCGGCAGCGGGUGAAGAACCCACCCACCACCUCCGACCGCCUGCGCCGCCCCCCACCCCUGCCGCCUGGGGGAGGCGGGAGCAGGAGGGGCGGGAGCAGCCUGCGCCCCCGCCAGAGGAGGAAGAGGAAGAAGUGCAGGAAGAGAGGAGCAGGAGGAGGGGGAGCAACCCGCGCCCCGCCUGAGAAGGGCCCGGAGGAGGAGGGUCAGCAGUCCGCGCCCUCGGCUAAGGCCAGGAGGAGGAGGAGGACGUGGAGGAGGAAGAGGGUAGGCAGCCCGCGCCCCCACCUGAAGAACAGGAGGAGGAGGAGGAUGGAGAGAAAAAUCAGAAUGAGAAGAAUGUCUUAAAGAUACCAAAGCUGUGCUUUCUUAAACUGCCAAUGGGAAGGUUACUCUGAUGGUAAACAUAUUUGAUGAAGAAAACGUCCAAUCAUCUAUCUGACCAGCAGAAGAGUAUUUAUAUGCACAACAGGGCAGACUAUUUGAAAUCAGAGGGAGUGCCUUUCCAUCCACAUUGGCCAAGCUGGUAUCCAGAUUGGGGAUGCUUGCUGGGAACUCUAUUGCCUGGAACAUGGAAUCCAGCCAGAUGGCGUUGUUCUCAACAGUAGAAAGGAUCAACUGGAAAGUGAGAACAUGGAGCAUAUGGAUGCAUCUUUCAAUACCUUCUUUUGUGAGACGAGAGCUGGGAAGCACGUGCCCAGAGCACUCUUCAUGGAUCUGGAGCCCGCUGUUAUAGAUGGGAUUCGAGCUGGCCAGCACCGCUCACUCUUCCACCCAGAGCAGCUCGUCAGCGGGAAGGAAGAUGCUGCGAACAACUACGCCCGCGGUCGCUACUCUGUGGGGUCUGAGAUCAUCGACCUUGUGCUAGAGAGGAUCCGAAAGCUGGCAAAGCAGUGCAGUGGACUUCAGGGAUUUUUGAUUUUCCGAAGCUUUGGAGGAGGCACCGGAUCAGGAUUUACAUCUCUCUUAAUGGAGCAGCUCUCGAUAGAAUAUAGCAGGAGGACGAAAUUGGAGUUCUCUGUCUAUCCAGCCCCCAGGAUCUCCACUGCUGUAGUGGAGCCUUACAACUCCAUUCUUACCACACACUCCACCCUGGAGCACUCGGACUGCACCUUCAUGGUGGACAAUGAGGCCAUCUAUGACAUCUGCCACCAUAAACUCGGUGUCGAGCGCCCCUCUUACGCCAGCAUUAAUAGGCUAAUAGGUCAGGCGGUAUCUUGCAUUACUGCUUCCCUCCGGUUUGAAGGGCCCUUGAAUGUGGACCUCAUUGAAUUCCAGACCAACCUAGUACCUUAUCCAAGAAUACAUUUCCCCAUGACAACAUUUGCCCCCAUCAUCUCUGCUGACCAUGCCUACCGUGAGGAGCUCUCUGUGUCCGACAUCACAGCUGCUUGCUUUGACUUCUCCAAUCAGCUGGUCAAGUGCGACCCUCGGCUGGGGAAGUACAUGGCCUGCUGCCUACUCUACAGAGGAGACGUGGUCCCCAAAGAUGUGAAUGCAGCCAUUGCAGCCAUGAAGUCAAGGAACUCUGUGCAGUUUGUGGAUUGGUGUCCGACUGGUUUCAAGGUGGGCAUCAACAACCAGCCACCCACGGUGAUGCCGGGAGGGGACCUGGCCAGGGUCCAGCGGGCCGUGUGCAUGCUGAGCAACACCACGGCCGUCGUGGAGGCCUGGGCCCGCCUGGACCACAAGUUUGACCUCAUGUACGCCAAGAGGGCAUUUCUGCACUGGUACCUCAGGGAAGGCAUGGAGGAAGGCGAGUUCUCAGAGGCCAGGGAAGACUUGGCCGCUCUAGAGAAGGAUUACGAAGAAAUGGGGCAAAGUUUCUGAUGGAAAUGUGGCUGGGGAGAAUGAGUGUUGAGUUGAAGGGUCAUGCUUUCUUUUCAAGACUUAUGUACUCUUGAUGGGUAGAUUUCCCUUGACUGGAGGAAACUGGAAACCAAAUCAAGCAAGACCCUAAGCUGUGCACUAAAUCAAAUGGGUCAGUAUCAACAAUGAACUCACAGGUCCCUGUCUGGUGGUUCAGCACGGCUACCUGUGAACUCCCUUGGUUUGGGGUCCUUUGAGCGUCUGGAUCAUGUCCAUGUUUCUUUUCUUUUGUUUUGUUUUUGUUUUUUUCUUAGAAUGGAAACCUAGCUUUAUUCUUUGCUUCUUCAACAAAAGAUGAUGAAACCCUAAAGUCAGUGCUUUUUGCUUUCCCUUUCCUGAGGUGUAAGACAGCACAUGUUAAUUAUUAAUGUUAUUUCCCCCAUGUCUGUAUUUUGUACAUUGAUUAAAUAAUGAAUAUUUCAGUAUCAUUCUUUUCUUUCUUCCAAAGAUAGGCUUUAAGGUCUUGGUUUGCUUUUUAUACAAACAAAUAGCAAGAAUAUUCUUGGGUCUUUCAAAAAUUUGCAUCUGUGUUCCUGUGGGUCAGGAGGUGAAAGGGGUCUCUCUCAGCUCCCCGUCCUUGAGGAGAUGUUCUCGAAGUGUGGCCAGCAGAGCCCUGCAUCAGAACCAGUGGAGAGGUUUAGAAAAAAAAAAUGCAGAUUCUUGGGGCACCUGGCUGGCUCAGUGGGUGGAGUGUGUGACGCUUAAUCUUGGGGUUGUAAGUUCAAGCCCCACGUUGGGUGUAGAGAUUACUUAAAAAUUUAAAAAAAUAAAAAAAUUUAAAAUAUGCAGAUUCUCUGGAGAUUGGAGGGGGCAUGGCCUAAGAAUUUGAAGUUUAAAAAACACACUUGAAGGAAUUCAUUUUUGGUAUUAAACUAUCCCACUUUUAAACAAGUUAUAACUUAAAAUGGGCAAAAAUAGUUAUAAAUGCAUUAAAACCAUCAGCCACAUUUUUAUUAUCCAUGAUGUUUAGUCUGACUAAUCAUUGGAGUUAAGGUGGACUAGACACUACAAAGGUGCUCACUCGGACUUAGGUGUUGCUCUUGGGCUGAUGUUAGAUGGUUUCCAGGUACCUCAUUCAGCUGUGGUGUUUACCUUGCAGCCUUAGUCCUCCAUUUGUACCCUCUUGGCCUCAGCGUGGUCAGAGAUUUUGGUUUAGGUAGAUAUCUGAGGGUAACAGCCACUAAAACCUUGGCUGAAGGCAUAAGGUUGAGGGUCAUAUUGAGAGAUUUACCAAACCGCAGUGCAACCACCUUCUUACUGCAUGCACCCAGACUGGCCACUUCACCUUUAAUGGUUUCCUUGGUAGAUAGAUGCUUUUAUGUACUAAUAUCACUGCCCUGGGAUGUGGCCUCCAAGAGCUCCAUUCACAUGAUGUACCAUCUGUUUUCCACUCAUAUGUUGUCACCCAUGGAGGCCAAUGAGCACACUUUGGUAGAAAUGAUGUCUAGACACUUCAAGACAUGCCUGUCAAGAGGUGGUUUUCCAGGCCACCCAUCAGUGAGUUUUUGCUCGGUCCUCAAGUCUCAAUGCUUUUGGCUGGAUCCCCUUUGAACUCUACGUCCAAGGUCCUCUGCCAAGGGCUCAAUCUAUGUUGACACUAAAACAACUUCAUACCAGAGUUCCCUUUGGAACCUGAGGCCUGUUAAUCCUGAGAUGUGCCAAGACUUCCAGGGUAACAAUAAGGAAAGGGAUGAUUGUCAUUCCUAUAUCUCUGACCUGCUGUGAUCAAAUAUUUGGAGGAAAGUAAAAAAAUAAAUAAAUAAUAAAUAAAUUUUUUUUUUUCUGCAAAGAAAGGAGUGAUCGGUGCCCUCUGUCAUUUUCCCCGAAUACAACAUAGACCAACAGUGCAUUGUGUGGCCCUUUAAGCGCGAAAGAAAACCUUCAAUGCUUGAAGGAGCCUAUAUCCAAAUUUAUGGAGUUCUCUUUUUCAACUAACAUAUGUGUCUUAUGUUUGCCUUUUAAAAACCUCUGUCUUAUUCGGUAAUAAAUAAAGAUAUUUGAUGACCUAAAUAUAAUGGACAUUU